UGUAUUUGGUUGUGAUUUUCCUAAUUGUUGACUGUAAUCUGUCUAGCCACGUGUGCGGUAGGCCCAUUAGGCGGAUCAGAUGCGUCCGAAACCUAAAAGUUUUUAGCUUAUCCCUAUUGCCAAACAACCGUCCACGCGCCCAGGGCCCACAUAGAGCCCACGUGAAACGAUGGACAACGAACGAACCAAUGGCUUCACAACCUUUACCUAAAUUCCCAAAAUACCCUUCCGUCAGGAACCCAGGUGCCAGUCCUCGUGAUCCCCUCGCUCUCUCUCAUGGAUUCAGAGCAGGACGACGACGCAGACACUCAAAUCGGCGGCGAAGAUUCGUCGGAAAUCGGUAACGAUCACGAAGAAGAUAUGGAAGUAGAUCCGGGGGAGGAAUAUGUUAAUUCUCCGUUGAGGUCAUCAACAGCGGCGAUCUCCGUGAUCCCGGCGCCUUUGACAACCAUAUCUUCCGCUGUUGCCGUCGCCGUUCCCGCUUCCACCGCCGUCACCUUCAUCGCCGUUGCUGUCGAUCCGGAUCCGGAGAUAGCGCAGAAACCGCCGGCUGACGAAUCGAGGCGGUUAUUCCAGCGUCUGUGGACCGACGAGGACGAGAUCAAGCUUCUCCGAGGGUUCCUCGACUACACGACGUCGCAGCAACGUAGCGGCGUAAACUCGUAUCACCACGACACGGCGGCGUUCUACGAGCAGAUAAAGUCGAAGCUGCAGCUUGAUUUCAACAAGAAUCAGUUGGUUGAGAAACUCCGGCGAUUGAAGAAGAAGUACAGAAACGCCGUGAAGAAGAUUAAUUCGGGUAAGGAAAUUUCCUUCAAGAGUCCUCAUGACCAAGCUAGUUUCGAGAUUUCUAGGAAAAUUUGGAGCGCUACGGGAAAAAUCAUAGGGUUUGAGGAUAAUGUGCUCGAUGACGAGGAGAAUCACAACCACAAUAUUACCGCCACAACCGCAGCGAGUAGCAAUUUCAAUCUCACACAUUGUUCUAACCCUAAUUUUGAGGUGAAAAUUGAGGAUGGUGUUGAGAGGAAGAUGGGGAGUAGUAGCAGUAACAGGUGGAAAAAACGAUCGAGGACGAAACUGGAGAGAAUUGAGGAAGAGAGACGAUUUGAGAGUGAUGGAAUUGGACCAAUCGUGAACAAUGUUGAACUUUCCGGCGGUGGCGCCGGUGAUAACGGCAAUCACGGCGGUGGAGGUAACGUGACUGUGGCUGCAAUGGUAGAGGAAACACUGAGGAGCUGUUUGACACCAAUGCUUAGAGAAUUCAUGAAUGGAACAACCCCAGUGAACAUCCCCAAUUAUGGUGGAUCUCGGGGAAUCAUCCCACCUUUAAUUCUUCCACCGUUUCCAUCGAAUCUAGCGACAUUUGGGUUUGAUGGAAUGGUCGGAUUGAGCAGAAUCCAUGGCCAAGUGGGAGAAAGGGUGGAUGAGAAAUGGAGGAAACAGCAGAUUUUGGAGUUAGAGGUAUACUCGAGAAGAUUAGAAUUGGUGCAGGAUCACAUCAGAUUGGCUCUUGCCGAGCUCCGGGCAACCGGUUGUGGCGGCAGAAACGGUUGACGGUGGUUCUGUCACGCCGGAAGUGGAACGGAUUUAGGGGUAGAGGUCUGUGUGAAGCAAUGACAAUGGAAGGGGCUAUGGUAUAUUUGGACAGAGUAGUAUAUACAUAAAUGCAUCUGUGGAUCUAAACGGGAGAGAGCAUACAGAGAUUAGCCGUAAUGCGAAAAAUAAAGAUGUCUAUACUAAUGUUACAGUGUGAUAUAAAUUUCAUAUUUUGCUUUCUAUAAUAUUUGCUUAUUUUUACUUUUACACAACUGAAAAUUGUAUAUCUUGUUAUUGAA
Messenger RNA from Tarenaya hassleriana, 1835 nucleotides. RefSeq names its product probable transcription factor At3g04930. Gene Ontology annotation, biological process: regulation of DNA-templated transcription. The record is from RefSeq and is a predicted model, not a curated record. NCBI's taxonomy places the organism in Eukaryota, Viridiplantae, Streptophyta, Magnoliopsida, Brassicales, Cleomaceae. Gene Ontology annotation, cellular component: nucleus. The transcript is spliced from 2 exons. Bases 277 to 1554 code for a protein of 425 amino acids.